AUGAUGAAUGAAUGUAAAAGGUACUUGAAAAUCAUUGGAUAUAUGAAAAAUGAACUUUUUAUGUUAAUUAUGAAAAGAGUUAUUGAACACUCUUUCAAGAAUAGUGUUGGUGGUGUAAGAGUGUGUGUAUGUGGUGGUAGUAUAUUUGUAAACUAUCAACGAAUGAAUAGCGAUCAAGAAGACUUGGAUAAUUUAAUUUGA
Messenger RNA from Heterostelium album PN500, 201 nucleotides. RefSeq lists its product as uncharacterized. The record is from RefSeq and is a predicted model, not a curated record. The coding region runs from base 1 to 201 and encodes 66 amino acids. The transcript is spliced from 4 exons. Lineage: Eukaryota; Evosea; Eumycetozoa; Acytosteliales; Acytosteliaceae.